AUGGACAUAGUUGCAAGCCUUUUCAAAAACAUCAGAUGCUCCAACUGCAACGAGCAACUCAAACUAGUAGCGAAACGCCGAAAAUGCAAAAUCUGCAGUAUCUUUUAUAUAGAAUUCAUAUUCUGUGCGAAAUGUAGUAUAAAAGAAGUCCCUGCCCAUUUAGGAUUCAUGUAUGCUCGUCGCUAUUGCUACCGCUGCUAUAUCAAUAUAAAACUUAUGAAAGAGCCAGACUCCCACAAUUCCAUCCACGAGGAAGAAGAAAAUAACUCCUACGAAAUUUUAGGUGACAAGCCUGAAGAUGGAGUCAAAGUCAUUGCAGAAGCUGCAGGGUUUCCUACUGAAGAGAUUGAAAAUAAUCGUCAAAGCAUAAUUGAAGCUAUGGACGCGCUUGUAAAAGGUGUGAAGCCGCUCCCUUCUCGUCGUAGUGUACCAUUAAAAUAGGUUGAUCGGGUCUUAAACCAGAGAGUUCAGCUUAUAGAAGACGACCCCAAUAACCAUUACAAGACAAUUAGAAAAAUUGGUGAAGGAGGAUCAGGCAGCAUUUUCUUAGUCGAGCACUUAGAAACCCAUGGAAAUUUCGCGAUGAAAAGAAUUCGCAUAAAAAAUCCAAAGCAAAAAAACCAAAUUCUCAAUGAAAUUAACUGCACCAUUUUGAGCCAGAAUCCUAACGUAGUGACUUAUUACGAGUCUUAUUUAUUUGACGAAUUCAUAUGGAUCAUUGUUGAAGUUAUGAAAACAAGCUUAACUGAGCUAGUUAUGGACAGAUGGGGAAUGAUCCCAGAACACCUCAUGGCAUAUAUUUUAAAGGAAGCUCUAACCGGUUUAGUUAAUUUGCACCAUGAACAUAGAAUUCAUCGGGACAUAAAAAGUGACAACAUUCUAAUUUCUUGGGACGGAAAAAUAAAGCUUACUCCCCCCACCGUGAGCGAACAAAGAAUCUUGUACACUCACGGAGGGAGGUUAAUUUUAAUUUUAAAAAAAUUUAUAUAUAAAAUUUUAAAGAGAAAUUUUUUCUCAGAAUUUUAAAAAAUCCCACUUCUCGAAAAUGGAAGGCAAAUAUUAAUUUAACUCGUAAAAUUUAUGUUUUAAAACGCAAUUUGUUUAAAAUUAAAACAGAAUCAGCUAUAGAUGUCAUCAUACUAGCUAUCACUUAUAUAUCAAAAUCUUUUCCCUUAAAAUAUUUUUCUAUUAAAAAAAAACUUUUGUUCGCUCAUGGAGGGUGGGUUUUUAGGCAAAAAAUAGGGAUUUUUCCAAAGGUUUUGUUCGCUCACGGAGGGGGGGAGUUAGUGAUUUUGGAUACGCAGCACAGCUUACAACUGAAGAAGAUAAAAGAACGACUGUAGUGGGAACUCCUUGCUGGAUGGCUCCAGAACUGAUUAUAGGGAGCAAGUACGAUACAAAGGUCGAUAUUUGGUCACUUGGAAUUGUUGCAUUGGAGGUUGCAGAACGAGACCCACCAUUUUUGAAAGAAAAUCCACUGAGAGCGCUUUACAUGAUUUCUAAUGCUCCUUCACCUGCUUUAAAAAAACCUGAAGAAUGAAGUGAUGAGUAUGUGGAUUUCGUAAGUUUGUGCCUUAUUAAAGACCCAGAUCGUAGACCGAGUUCAGAUGAGCUGAUGACCCAUCCUUUCAUCCAAAGUGCCCCUAACGAUGCAGGAUCUCUCUUUUGCGAGUAUUUCCAAGAAUGGGCAAUGAAAAGGAAAAAAUAG
This is a messenger RNA of Blepharisma stoltei, 1708 nucleotides long. Lineage: Eukaryota; Ciliophora; Heterotrichea; Heterotrichida; Blepharismidae. The record is from the annotation of a GenBank genome assembly.